AUGAGCGAAGAAAAAAAUGCCAAUUUUUUUGCUGUACAUAUUCCGUCACCCAAAAUUGGACAACCAUCAACAGGUGCUGUGUUUGAAACUUUAAAAGAAGCAUCAAAGUUCGCCAACUCUCCAGAUGGCAAAGCAAAAGGUGCGCGUUUCAAGCGUUUUCAUAGUCCAAAGGAUGCAUUGAAUUAUGCAAAACAUGGUGAUUAUUUCUACAACAGCCCUAAAGCAGUUCAGAAGCAACAUGUAUCAGAAUCAUGUGGCAUCUUUCCAUCUGUUUCUCGCAUUAUGCUUAGUCGUUUGAAACGUUCAAUUGAGGCAAAAGAUGAUGAAACAUUCACUAAAAUGGUCUCGGAAAAUCCUCGUUACUUAAUCAACAUUAGCAGUGAUACACCAACAAUUGUAGUUGAGGGUUUUCGUUACAAUGCUCUGCAUGUAGCUUCCAAAUGUGGUAACUUUAAUGUGGUUGAAUACGUUCUUAAUUUCGUCUGCGACAUUGAGAAGUUACUUACUUUAUAUGAAACAUCAGAAGAAAAUGUCAGGAUGCGUUCAAAUAUCCUUCUUGAUUGUUAUCUUAAUAUGCCGGAUAAAGGAUGUCAUGAUACUCCAUUACAUUUUGCAUCCAAAUUUGGGCACUAUGGUAUUGUGCGACUUUUACUAAGUUACAAUAAGUGUCAUAAAAACGCGAUUAACAAAUCUGGCUUAACUGCAGCUCAGAUUUGUUGCUCAAGAUAUAGCGGUUUUGAUAAAAAAAAGCUCCUUUCCAAGAUUUCGGCUCUUUUCACCUCUUUUUUCGUUUCUCUCUAUCGCAUGACUGACAAUUAUCAUUCACUCACCAUCCGACUUUCCAGUGAAGUGCCGGUCCUUACACUUGAACCUGGAUUACAAUCUCAGCAGCAUAUGUUGGCUUUCGAAACUUGUGAACUUGCUGCAUGCGCUGGACCGUUUUCUGUUGAAACUGUGGCAAGAACUUUUUAUGAAACAUGGAAAUUGGAAGAAAGGGAAUGUCGAAGGUCAAAUCCUAGAAAAGGUGCUGAACGAGUUGGGCGACGUCUUGCUCAGGAGUAUAAAGUGACAUGGAUGGAACGCUGGAAUUUUUCCAAUAAAUUAAUUGAUUUGAACUCUUUUAUUGGACUGGAGGAGCUAAAUCGAUAUCUUGUAAAUAUUAGGUUGCGUCCUCAACCUUCCUGUCUUUCUCACUUAGUUUUCGACGACGACAGUGAUGAUAGUAAUGAAAAUAGUAGAACUCAAUACUCAAAAGAUUAUUCCGGUGUCGUAAUCAAAGAUAGUAAAGCUGUCAAAGAUGAUAAUGGUGCAGAUAAUGCCUCAGUUUCAUCUUUGACAGAAUUAGUUGAAAAUUCAGAAUUUGCUUUUGACAGGACACUGGACACAGGCGGUGAUUACGUACGUGGAUUGGCAAAUCUGGAUUUGAACACAUCGACAUCCGACGAUCUUGAUUCAGAGCACCAAUUGACGACUGAUGAAACUGACGCUGAUGCUUUUGAUUUUGAUUAUUAUACCCCGCCGUCUUCUCCUGAUCCAGUUUACAUUUAUCAGGGAGUUCCAUCGAAAGAAGAUGAAGAACUUGCACUUGCACUUUCCAUGGUGAAUGAACAGCUUUUGAAGAAUUUCGGUGCAGUUACAGAAUAUUUGCGACAUGUGCGUAAUGUGCCAGAAACAGAGCGCUCUCGUUGGCCGCAUACGGAUUCUCCACGAGCAAAGAGACGGAGAGUAUAA
Messenger RNA from Thelazia callipaeda (thelaziosis nematode), 1731 nucleotides. The record is from the annotation of a GenBank genome assembly. Lineage: Eukaryota; Metazoa; Nematoda; Chromadorea; Rhabditida; Thelaziidae.